AUGGGUGUUUGCUGUGUUAAAUCUCAAGGAUGCGAUGAUUGCUUGCGUUCUCAAGCAAUCAUGCAUUCCACAAGAAUAGAAAACGUUAAGAAAUUAUACAAAUUCGGGAAAACAAUAGGCCAUGGGAGCUUUGGAGAAGUUAGGACAGCUGUUAGAAAAGGUUGCCCUCGCUUAACAGUUGCUAUUAAAAGCAUCUCAAAAGAAAUAAUCAAAGGCCAAAUUAAUUUGCUAACUCCCCCCCUUUAUGAGCGAGCAAAGGAAUUGGGAAAAAUCCCUAAAUUUUGAGUAAAAACCAUCCUCCAUAGUGAACAAAAAAUUGUUUUAAUAUGCAAUUUUUUAUGAAAAAAUAUAUUGAUAUAUAAGUGAUAAUUGUAUAAUGCACACUAUAGCUAAUUAAUAUUUGCUAAUUUUUGCGAAUUGGGAUUUAUUUAAAUUUAUAAAAAAAAAAUUGAUGUAAAAAAUUUAUAUAAAUAUAAAAAAAUAUUAACUCCCUCUUAAACGAACAAAAUUUUUAGUUCGGUCAGUGAGGGGGAGUAAGAACAGAAGUCGAAAGUCUGCUUACAGUUGAUCAUCCAAAUAUUAUUAGGCUUUAUAAUGUAUAUGAAGAUGGCAAUUCUAUUCAUUUAAUUCUAGAGUAUUGCAAAGGUGGUGAUCUAUUCACAAAAAUAACACAGCAAGGCCAUUUAUCUGAAUGCGAAGCUAGAAGACUAAUGAAAAAGAUGCUGAUGUCGGUGGCUCAUCUCCACAGUAAUAAUAUUGUGCAUCGAGAUCUGAAACCCCAACAUUUUUUGUUUGAAAAUCCUGAUGAUCUUUCUGAGCUAAAACUAAUCGAUUUUGGCUUAUCACACAAAUUUGUAAAGUAUGCAGACCAAAUGCAUAGCUCAGUCGGGACGCUUUAUUAUACCGCUCCUGAAGUGCUAUCUGGGAGUUAUUCUAAUAAAUGCGAUUUAUGAAGCUUAGGAGUGAUUUUAUAUGCUAUGCUCUCUGGAGAUCUCCCUUUUUAUGGAAGUAUUUCAUGCAUUAUGAAAAAUAUUAACAGCGGAAUCUUCAGCAUGGAUGGAGAAAUUUGGAGUAAAGUGUCACAAAAUGCAAAAGAUCUUAUAAGAGGCUUAAUUUGUAAAGACGAAAAUCAAAGGCUUAAUGCAGAAGAUGCGCUAAAACAGCCAUGAUUUGAAAUGAUACCGAAAGAAUCGCCAAAGUUUGAUAAGUGUUUAUUGAAUUCUUUGAAAGAAUAUAGAAAAUCAAAUUUAUUUCAAAAAGAAGCUAUGAAUAUUUUGGCAAAACAUUUACCGGAAAAAGAGAUAUGGACUUUGAAAAAUGCGUUUUUUUAUCUUUAGAUACUGAUACACAUAAAAUGGCGUGUGGCGAUUACUUAUUUAUAUCCGGAAAUGGGUUUUUGGAACUAGAAGCUGCCUGUUGAGGACCUUGGAGUAAGGGAUUUAAGCACGGACCUGCUAUUUCGUGAUUAAUCAAAUGCAAAGUUGCUUGUGACUUCUUUUUGACAACACAGCACCCAAACCAGUGAUCAAAUGAGAUGGAGAGGGUGAAUAACCUGCCCAAUCUGUUAUGGUGGUUUGCCCCGAAUUGUUGAAACAGUUGAGUAUUUUAAGGGAUGACCUCAAAAGGGGGUCUCUCCAGUUAAAGGGUUCAUGGCUAGAGGAGAGAUUCUUGUAAGGAGUGAUGGGUGGGGUAAAAUACUUCUGGUGAAAAAAUAGCAGUUCUUAACAAAGGUCUUAACCCAAAAAGUAAAUGCCACUACCAAGAAAUCAGGUGCAUGCUUCAGCUUAGAGUUGCCAGAGGUGGAAGCAUCUAAUUCACUUGUGCCACUGGUAGGCUACUUCAAAGCCUAACAGAAUGCCACUUGUGGAAGACAUCAUCUAAAGAUCCGCACUCAACUAACUGACUAUCUUUAGAUGCUGAAGGGAUUGGAUCAAUUGCAGCUGAAAAUUUGACAAGGCGGUUGAGUUCAAUUGAAAAUGAUCUCUCAAAGCCAGAAGCAGCUGAAAUUACAAUAGCGAUAGACAGAAGAAACAGUGGAAGAAUUUUCUAUUCAGAUUUCUUAGCAGCAGCUUUAUUUACAAGCAAAAUCUACGAAGAGCAAUUCAUAGAAAUCGCGUUUAAAUUUUUCGAUACAGAGCAAAAUGGAUAUCUAACCAGGGACAAUUUUGAGCAAACCUUGAUGAACUUAGGAAAAGACAUAAAUCUUGAUGAGCAUCAAGAAUUAACAAAAAUUUUUAAAAAUUCGAAUGAAAAAAUGGGUGCAGGUUCAAUGAUAGUGUACACUUCACCGAAGUACUUUUGAUCGAAAAUUGUUUGAAACUUUUUGAUAGCGAAACUUUUGACCAGAAAACGUUAAAUUUAGGCCAAAUGUCACACUAUUUAAAAAUUUUCAACAAAAAUGUAUUUCGAUGAAAUGUACAUUAUCAAAAAUCCACUGCGAUUUGGCAUGGAGCCGAAAAAAUUACUUUCCAAGAAUUCAGAAAUAUGCUACUAAGUCCAAUAUAUAAAGAAUAA
This is a messenger RNA of Blepharisma stoltei, 2514 nucleotides long. NCBI's taxonomy places the organism in Eukaryota, Ciliophora, Heterotrichea, Heterotrichida, Blepharismidae. The record is from the annotation of a GenBank genome assembly.